This is a messenger RNA of Alternaria novae-zelandiae, 519 nucleotides long. RefSeq lists its product as uncharacterized. The record is from RefSeq and is a predicted model, not a curated record. Lineage: Eukaryota; Fungi; Ascomycota; Dothideomycetes; Pleosporales; Pleosporaceae. Bases 1 to 519 code for a protein of 172 amino acids. The transcript has a single exon.
AUGCUCUUGACCAAUACUGUGCAUCCGCCGGGCGGCGCAUCCGCGGUGCUUGCAGCAACAGACCCCGUCAUCACAGCCAUGGGCUGGUACUUCGUCGGCCUCGUUCUGUGGGGCACUACUCUUAUGAUUGCAGUUGGGCUGGUCAUCAACAACAUUCAAAGGCAGUUUCCGAUAUACUGGUGGACCCCUUUGGAUCUGCAGAAAGUGAAGAUUGGGGAUGAAGAGGUGGUGCCAGAUGCGACGGGCGGUUUAGAACGAAAGAAGAGUGCAAAGGAGCAACACUAUGACUGCGAGAGGCACAAAAUUGAGAUCAACGGCGCCAGGAUUACGUUGCCAGACGAUUUGAAUUUGAACGCGGAAGAGACGAGAGUACUGGAAAAGUUACGAGGAAGAUUACGAGAGAGGGUCGACCAGGAGGCAAAAACAGUAGAUUCAGAAAAGGAAGAAGCGGAUAGCGAAAGGAGCAGUGCUGAGUUCACUAUGGUGCCGAGCAACAGCGGGAGCAGUCACGGUAUAUAG